This is a messenger RNA of Morone saxatilis (striped sea-bass), 1408 nucleotides long. Its product is annotated as transcription factor E2F4-like. The record is from RefSeq and is a predicted model, not a curated record. Lineage: Eukaryota; Metazoa; Chordata; Actinopteri; Moronidae. The coding region runs from base 236 to 1294 and encodes 352 amino acids. Gene Ontology annotation, biological process: regulation of transcription by RNA polymerase II. Gene Ontology annotation, cellular component: RNA polymerase II transcription regulator complex. The transcript is spliced from 10 exons. Gene Ontology annotation, molecular function: protein dimerization activity; DNA-binding transcription factor activity, RNA polymerase II-specific; RNA polymerase II cis-regulatory region sequence-specific DNA binding.
AAUACGCGCCUAACUCCAUAACAGUGGGGGUGGACUAUCACUGAAGUUGGGACACUGCCGUAAACAUUUGCUUUAGAAUCAAAUUAAACAGUAGAUAAAUAAAGCUGUCCACCUAAACUUGUAUCUGAAGUUAAAAUACAAUCGACCGACGUCGUCCGGACUGCUAACGUUGAGUUAGCUCAGUAUCCAAGGCAACAACUCCGUCCACCGCUGGUCACGACGACGAUCCAGCAGAAUGGAUGCUGAAGAUAUCCUACACAGUCCAGACGGAGAGGCCGCCAUGCCAGACCAGAACCCCAAAUACCAGAGGAGUCUCAGGAGCCUUAACGCGCUUGCCACGAGGUUUAUCGAGUUGUUACAAGCAGCAGAAGACGGUGUGCUGGACCUCAAAGAAGCUGUCAGGGUCCUGGCUGUCGGACAGAAAAGGAGAAUCUACGACAUCACAAAUGUGCUGGAGGGUGUUGGUCUGAUUGUGAAAAUUUCCAAAAGCAUUGUGAAGUGGAGGGGUACACUGCCAGGAGAAAAUACGCACCAGUCAAACAACAGACUGACAGAAUUAAAGUCUGAGCUGGAGGACUUGGAGCAGAAGGAAUAUAUGUUGGACCAGCAGAAAUUCUGGGUUGAACAGAGUAUCAGGAACACAACAGAAGACUGCAGCAAUCUGACCUAUGUGAAUCAUGAAGAUAUCUGCAACUGCUUCAGUGGUAACACACUCUUGGCAGUACAAGCGCCAUCUGGCACACAGCUAGAUGUUCCCAUUCCCAAAGCUGUCCAGAACAGCCCGGCAAAGUACCAGAUCCACCUGAAAAGCAUUAAUGGGCCAAUAGAUGUCGUUCUUCUUAACAAACUCUCUGUCAGCUCAGUUCCUGUCGUACUGCCGGUCCCUCCGCCUGAGGAAAUUUUACGGAACGCCAAAUUAGCCAUGUCUACUUCAGAUGAGACUGAAAGCAGUAUCGCACCAUGUCAGGCUCCCGCUGCUACCAAACAAAGUACCAGACCUAGGUGGACGGGUUUAGAGGACAUGCGGCAUCUUCAGUCAUCGUCAUUUAUGAAGAGCAAGCCUAACAGAACUGAUACAUCUCAGUUGCGAGACUUAUCAAAAGAACUGGAGGACCUGCUACAGCCCACCAAAAAACUAAUGAGUGCAGAUAUAAUCAAAGAGCUUUUGACCUCUGAAGUUUUUUCCCCAAUCCUGCGCCUGUCUCCGCCCCCAUCUGAACAGGAAUAUGCCUACAAUCUGGAGGAGAAUGAAGGCCUCUGUGACCUCUUUGACAUCCCUGUGCUCAAUGUUUGACCAUGAACUCCUGUGUUAAGACUUCAAAAGUCAAUAUUUUUACAUCAGAAAUGUACAUAGUUGUCUGCUUUUAAAUAGUUAUUAUAACAAAUAAUAAACAAAUGAUUUUGAUUA